AUGAGUAAGGAUGUGAAAGCAUCGAAGAAUCAAAACAUUGAAAUUUAUGAAUUGAGGAAGGGUGAUUUCUCGAUUAAGCUCACUAAUUAUGGUGCAACUGUGGUUUCUGUUAUCCUUCCAGAUAAAAAUGGAAAAUUAGACGAUGUUGUUCUUGGGUUUGAUUCAGUUGAUGACUACAAGAAUGAUACCACAUACUUUGGAGCUAUUGUUGGACGUGUUGCUAAUAGAAUUGGAAGAGCUCAAUUUGCUUUGAAUGGAACUGUUUAUAAGUUGGUCCCUAAUGAUGGAAGGAACAUGCUACAUGGUGGCCCUGAAGGUUUUAGUGAGGUUGUUUGGGAUGUAGAUAGUCAUGAUGAUGACCACAUAACAUUCACCUAUAACAGCUUUGAUGGAGAGGAAGGUUUUCCUGGUGAUGUUUCUGUGUCUGUGACAUACAUGAUACUUAAAACAAACAAGCUAGCAGUGAAAAUGUGGGCUAAGCCUCUAAACAAGCCUACCCCAUUGAACUUGGCUCUGCAUGCUUACUGGAAUCUUGGUGGUCACAACAGUGGUGACAUCCUUUCUCAUACUAUCCAACUUUUUGGAUCCAAAGUGACUCCAGUCGAUGAAGAACUCAUUCCGACCGGAGAAAUCGUCAACGUCAAGGAUACGCCUUAUGAUUUCCACCAAGCCCGGGAGAUAGGGAGCAUGUUGAAUGAAUUGCCUGAUGGAUAUGACAUCAAUUAUGUGUUAGAUGACUUGAACCCUGGACACUUUAAGAAGGUUGCUGUUGUGCAAGAAAGCGUAUCUGGGAGGAAGCUGGAGCUGUGGACUAAUCAGCCUGGAGUGCAGUUUUAUACAAGUAACAUGCUGGACAAUGUCAAGGGGAAAGGUGGAUUUGUUUAUGCUAAGCAUGCUGGUAUUUGCUUAGAGACUCAAGGAUUUCCUGACGCGGUCAAUCACCCGAAUUUCCCUUCCCAGAUUGUUAAUCCUGGAGAGAUUUAUCAGAACAUUAUGAUUUAUAGGUUCACUGCACAUUAG
Dovyalis caffra is the source of this 1020-nucleotide messenger RNA. The record is from the annotation of a GenBank genome assembly. NCBI's taxonomy places the organism in Eukaryota, Viridiplantae, Streptophyta, Magnoliopsida, Malpighiales, Salicaceae.